This is a messenger RNA of Phacochoerus africanus (Common warthog), 2630 nucleotides long. It is a transcript of the gene RSKR, whose product is annotated as ribosomal protein S6 kinase related. The coding region runs from base 714 to 1934 and encodes 406 amino acids. Gene Ontology annotation, molecular function: ATP binding; protein kinase activity. Lineage: Eukaryota; Metazoa; Chordata; Mammalia; Artiodactyla; Suidae. The transcript has 11 exons. Gene Ontology annotation, biological process: protein phosphorylation. The record is from RefSeq and is a predicted model, not a curated record.
UUCAACCUGUAUCCUUUCCUCCCCAUCAUUCCAAGACACACUAGCUGCCACUCUAGUGAGGGUGGCCUCUCCCCUCCUGCCUGAAGCUGUAUCACAGAUACUUUCCUGAUCUGAUGUGACACUGGUCCCAUGUUGAUAGGUCUGUGCACAUUUUAGUCCUGGCUGUAAGCCUUUUCUCAACCAGUGGGGAUACGUUUGGGUGAUAAGGGUGAGAUUUGGCUGUAUGACUUGCAUCUCUAAUCAUGUACAACAAGGAAGAGAGGUGGGGCUCAUGCGCAAUACAGCAUUGGGGGAGGAAUUGCUUACAUAACUGAGACAGCAGAUUUAGUGGAAGGAGAGAGGAGGCACAGACUGGGGAUGGGAACAGUGAACUGUCGGCAGGGGCAACAUGCCCAGAUGGCUGCUCCUCGUAAGGUAGGCUGUGGCAGUCUGUUUAGAGGAGGCAUGGGCUUGAGGCCUGGGAACUUACUGGUGAUGUCUGCUGUGGGAGUGGGGCAAAGAGGUUAUACCAUGAAAGUAUCCCAGCCCCAUAUGGAGAGGCACAGGCUUAAUCUCUGAUGCCUGAUGGGGAAUAUGUCCAAAUACUGCUUUCCUAGAGAAUUCUCCUGUAUCCAGGAAAUCUAAGCCUUGGUCCAAAGCAAGAGCAAUGGCAGUUUUGCCUGGGGCUCAAAAUUACAUCUCUAGGGUUGAGAUUUGAGGGAGAGUCUGCUAAAAUGGGCAGAACCUGGAAUGCCUCAGGGGGCAGAAGGUUUAGUGGCUUCCUUGGUUCUCAGCAGGGUGGCAACAUCCAGGGCCCCUGGGUCCGAGGCUGGAAGAGCCUCUGGCCAGGUGUGGGGACCACCAGGUCAGGUCUGGAAGAGCUGUGGGGACUACGAGGGCAUCGGUGCCUGCACCAGGAGCCCCUGGGGCCAGCCCCGCUACUAGUAGAGAAGCCUCUGCCUGAGUGGCCAGUGCCUCAGUUCAUCAACCUCUUUCUGCCAGAGUUUCCUAUGAGGCCUCUUAGGGGGCAUCAGCAGCUGAAGAUUUUAGGCCUUGUGGCUAAAGGCUCCUUUGGAACAGUCCUCAAGGUGCUAGAUUGUGAUCAGAAAGCAGUAUUUGCAGUGAAGGUGGUGGCCAAGGCAAAGGUCCUGCAGAGGGACAUCCUGAGGCAGUGCAAAGAGGAAGUUAGCAUCCAGCGACAGAUCAACCACCCUUUUGUACACAGUUUCGGGGACAGCUGGCAGGGAAAACGGCACCUCUUCCUUAUGUGCAGUUACUGCAGCACAGAUCUGUACUCCCUGUGGUCCACUGUUGGCUGCUUUGCUGAGGCUUCCAUCCGCCUCUUUGCUGCUGAGCUGAUCCUGGUGCUGUGCUAUCUCCAUGACUUGGGUAUCAUCCAUCGAGAUGUGAAGAUGGAGAAUAUCCUUUUGGAUGAACGAGGCCAUCUGAAACUGACAGACUUUGGUCUGUCUCGCCACCUGCCCCAGGGAGCCCGAGCCUAUACUAUCUGUGGCAGUCUUCAAUACAUGGCCCCAGAGGUCCUGAGUGGAGGGCCUUACAACCAUGCCGCUGAUUGGUGGUCCCUGGGUGUCUUGCUUUUCUCUCUGGCAACUGGAAAGUUCCCAGUACCCGCAGAGAGAGAUCAUGUGGCCAUGUUGGCAAGUGUGACCCACUGUGACUCUGAGAUCCCAGCUUCUCUUAACCAGGGGCUCUCUCUCCUGCUUCAUGAGCUCUUAUGCCAGAAUCCCCUCCACCGUCUACGUUAUUUGCAUCACUUUCAGGUCCACCCUUUCUUUCGGGGUGUGGCCUUUGACCCAGAGCUCCUACAGAAGCAUCCAGUGAACUUGGUCUUGGAGACACAAGCUACCCAGUCCAGUCCAUCAUCAGAGUCCAUAUUCUUCAAGGACUUUGAAUGUAACCUGGAGUCCUACCUGGUCCACCCCAACCUUGCUUGAGCUCCUCUACAAUAGGUUUGGGUCUAUCUGGAAACCUGAGGACAUCCUCCACUGCCAACUCAGUAUGACCAUCUUUGAUGAUCCAGUUUUUCUUUUCUUUUUUUUUUCUUUUUUUGCUGCAUCCAUGGCAUAUGGAAGUUUCUGGGCCAUGGAUUGAAUCUAAGCUGCAGCUGAGACCUAUGCCAUAGCUGUGGCAAUGCCGGAUCCUUAACCCACUGCAGCAGGAACUUGAAGUUUGUUUUUACUUUGUAGCCUCUUAUCAUUUCUGUUCUGUAGCUGCUGGACCAGAGUUCAGACUGGGCAUUCUGCUACUGGCAGCCAUAAUGCCCUGGUCCUUACCGUAUCAUACAACCCAUCUCUCAAUUCAACAUUUUAGAGUGUGGACCUUUCCUUUGCUUCAUUUCUCCAGCAUUUAUACCUUGCAGUUUUUAGCCACAAGUUUAUUCCACUUUUCCUUCCCCUUGUUUCUGUACCAUGUUUCCUUUCGUGAGCAAUAACAAUACUUAUGGGUUCCCAAGGUGCUAUUUAUGUGUUUAAUAGGCUUGUCAUAAGCAGUAUGAAUGUUUUUCAGAGGUCUCAAAAUCUGGCAUUUAAUUCAUCCCCUAAAUAUACAGGUAAAACAUAUGAUCUGGAGACUUAGCGCCAGUCUAAUUUUUUUUUUUCUUUUUAUGGCUGCACCUGAGGCAAAUAGAAGUU